GGACCCGACGUCGGGCCUGAUAGCGAGUGUGGAUGUAAUUGGCCCUAUGCCAACUUGCUCCUUCUGAAAAUGUCAAAACAAAAUAUUAGAGGUUAUAUUUUCUGUUCUAGCUAUAUUUUUGCGUUAUUUCGCAUUUUAAUCAAGGGAAUCAAUUGUCAUAUCCCUGAUACAUCUGUUGAGAGCCCGCCCAAGUUGUUCUCGAGUCGUGUUGGUGGUGUGUUCAAAGACAAGGCAGACAUAGAUAGGUGUUACCAGUACCCGUUACUACAACUACAGCACACAACAUGCCCCUAGAGACAGCAUGUGUUGAGGAGGUAGAGGCAGUGUGUGUAAAGACUGAGCCUUCAGAGGUGUGUGUAAAGUCGGAGCCCACAGAGGUGUGUAUUAAGACGGAUCCCGAAGAGGUGUGUGUUAAGACGAACCCUGGAGAGGUUUGUGUUAAGACUGAGCCUGGAGAGGUAUAUGUUAAGACAGAUCCCGAAGAGGUGUGUGUUAAGAAGGAGCCUGGAGAGGUGUGUGUUAAUACUGAGCCCAGAGAGGUGUCUGCUAAAUCUGAGUACAGAGAGGUGUGUGUUAAGACUGAGCCCGGAGAGGUGUGUGUUAAGUCUGAGCCCGGAGAGGUGUGUGUUAAGACUGAGCCUGGAGAGGUGUGUGCUAAGUCUGAGUACAAAGAGGUGUGUGAUAAGACUGAGCCCGGAGAGGUGUGUGUCAAGAAGAAGCAGGAAUGCGGGGACAGCGCGCUGCGCGGAGCGAGCGCGGCGGUCACACAGGCUGAACUGUACACCGACCAUGAGGUCAAGGACGAGCUUGUGCUGGGCCCGGAGGAGUGGCAUCGCCCUAAAGGGCUUCAAGUGUAUUCGGACGGCAGCGCCAGGAAACAGCUUCCGAUAGCCGAGAGCCUUCGCAGCGACGCGCAUGUUCACAGUGGAGACAAACCAUACGGCUGUGAACACUGUGGGAGACAUUUCAAAUACAAAUGUAUCUUAAGAAAACACAUUCAACGCACGCACUUGUCUACCGGGCCAAAACAAUAUACUUGUGAUUUUUGUAGUUCAACAUUCCAAACUGAAUCGCUUGUAUUAGAGCACGAGAAAAUCGAACACGGUGUUACAAAUUUCAUGUGUGCUGAAUGUGAGUAUACAACGACUUACAAGAGAAGUUUGGAAGCUCAUUUAAAAACUCAUUCUGUAGACAACCUUAUCAUUUGUAAUUACUACAGUUACAAAGGUCAGAUUAAAAGUGAUUCACACAAACACCAAGCGAUACACACUGGUGAACAGGAGACACACAAACAGACACUCCUAAGAAUACACAGUGGGAAAAACCAUUUCAAAUGUAAUCAUUGUGACUUCAUGUGCAGAGAUAAGUCAGCCUUACGAAGACACGAAAGAAGACAUACUGGCGAGAAGCCUUUUUCAUGUAAUUACUGUGAUUACAAAUGCUGUCAGCCAUCAAUCUUACAAAGACACUGCAUGAUACAUAUUGAAGCGAAGCCAUAUAAGUGUAGCGAGUGUGACUACAGCUGCAGACAGAAAGCAACCUUGAUAGCACACCAGAGGAUACACACCGGAGAGAAGCCGUAUGCAUGUAGUCAUUGCGACUACAAGUGCAGUCUAAGCUCAAGUUUACGAAAACAUGAAGUAAAGCAUACUGGCAAGAAGCCUUUUAUGUGUAGCUACUGUGAUUACAAAUGCAGUCAGCCAUCAACCUUACAAAGACACCUAAUGAUUCAUACUGGGUCCAAGCCAUUUAAAUGUAGCAACUGCGACUUCAAGAGCAAUCGGAAUGGAGACUUACGAGUUCAUCAAAGAAUACACACCGGAGAGAAACCAUACACAUGUAAUCAUUGUGACUACAGGUGCAAGAGUAUGGCGGGCUUACGGCAACAUGAAAAGACACAUAUUGGCGAGAAGCCUUAUCAGUGUAGUCACUGUGAUUACAGAUUCACUCAAAAAGGAAACUUACGAAGACACCAGAGGACACACACUGGAGAAAAACCUUUCAAAUGUAACAGUUGUGAUUACAGAGGUCGUGAUAAAUCAACCCUACGAAAACACCAGAAAACGCAUACUGGGACGAAGGCUAUAAACGUAGCGACAGCAAGUACAAGCUGAAACAGCUCCUGCGGAAACACCAGACGAUACACACUGAAGAGAAGCGUUAUAGGGAAUGUUCGCAUUGCAGUGCAUACAGCCUUUUGAUCAAAUUCGGAAACUUAAACCUGACAUUGGCAUUUCACGCCAAUAAGCAGAGUGCUCCUGUGCUGUCCCCAGUUCACACAUGCUCCCUUGUGAAAACUGUACAAGAUAAAAUGUAUUAUUAUUAUUUAUUAAUCCGGCAGGCAGUUGAAACAACUGAUAGUUGCCUGUAUCCAAGUGAUCUGCACUUAAAAUGUAUUAUUUACGCUAGUUAAGUAUUUGUCUAGUCUGUUCUUAAACUGAUUGACAUUCAGUGCUGAGACCACGUCUUCUGGCAGUUUGUUCCCCGAUUUGACUAGUCUAUUGCUGAGAAAAUGUCUGCGGGGGUUGUUUUUAGACAGUUCAGAUAUAAACUUAUAUUGAUGGCCUCGCAGACGGGUGUUACUAUUGCACUUGUACAGGUUUUGAAACUGGUCUAUAUUGUAGUGUUCCGUCAGAAUCUUAAACGUUUCGAUCAGGUCUCGGCGCACUAGACGAUCUUUUAAUGUUGUGAGUACAUUUGGAUAUAUGGUCAAUCUUUGAAAUGAAUAUGAAUUUUUAAGCAGUAAUUUUCUUAAAUAAUUUGUUGAUAUCAAACUACAUAAUAUUGAUGACUGAUCUGGCCUAGUUGGUAAUGACCCUGCCUAUGAAGCUGGUGGUCCUGAGUUCGAAUCCCGGUAAGGGUAUUUAUUUGUGUGAUAAGCACAGAUAUUUGUUCCUGAAUCGUGGAUGUUUUCUAUGUAUUUAAGUACUUGUACAUUAUAUAUCGUCUUCUGAGACAACACAAGCCUUCUUGGCUUACUAUGGGACUUAGUCAAGUUAUGUAAGAAUGUCCCUAUAAUCUUUAUACUCAUUUUUUUUUUUUUUACAUUUAUGGCCUGGAUACCUUUAUACUCAUAUUAUUUAUAAUAAACAUACAACCAUAUUAAAAUGUUA
This is a messenger RNA of Cydia pomonella (codling moth), 3113 nucleotides long. RefSeq names its product oocyte zinc finger protein XlCOF6-like. Gene Ontology annotation, biological process: regulation of transcription by RNA polymerase II. The coding region runs from base 285 to 2114 and encodes 609 amino acids. Gene Ontology annotation, cellular component: nucleus. Gene Ontology annotation, molecular function: RNA polymerase II transcription regulatory region sequence-specific DNA binding; DNA-binding transcription factor activity, RNA polymerase II-specific. The record is from RefSeq and is a predicted model, not a curated record. The transcript is spliced from 3 exons. Lineage: Eukaryota; Metazoa; Arthropoda; Insecta; Lepidoptera; Tortricidae.